AAUUUAGCCGGACGGGCGGAGUGCGUCGCGGCGCUCGCGUCGACCGACUGUGUCGACCUCGCUUUGUUCUACAUCUGUGAGAAUAACACACGGUACAUUAAUACUAGUCCACACAAAUGAUAUUAACUGCAAGAAAGUUGUGUUUAUCAAUACAGACUUAAUCGAUAAAAUGUAAGUCAGUUAAAAAUGUGCUGUUAAAUUUCGCGGGAAGUGAACGCUCUAUAUUGAGGCUAUUAAUGAUGAUCUAGUUUUGGCACUUGACCCUGAUAAUUAGGCACCUUUCUUAAAUUUGGGUAAUGAACGGUGACGUAGAAGUGGAGGCGUCACGCCCUCGUCCUCUGUCAGGAGGCAUAUGGACACUUUUUUCGUGGUUGCGUCGAUCAGAGAGAUCUUCAUCUUCUUCAAGUGAAAGUAUAUCCAGUGUUGGUUCAGAUCGAACUGCGGCCAGUUUCGAUUUCUUAUCCCCAAUACAUUACAGACUAUCCGCCCCACCACUAAUUUUACCACCUAAUUCUCCAACUGAUUCAUACAAAAAGCGAGUUCAUGAAAGAAAUCUAAGACGACAACAAGAACGAAAUAUAACAUUACAUCGAAAAUACGGACUUUGGAGAGAAGACGUUGGAUACGACGCUUUUAGUUUACCCCAUAAAAAUACUUCUGAAUUAAACAGUAAACAAAGUAGAUGUCGAAGAGCGGCAAGUGAAUGCCUGCAACGUCGAGCGGCAUAUGUCCCUGGCAAACGACGAGCUCCAUUACCGCCAAACAUUAAGUCGGUUACUUUACCUCGUAAUUACAAGAGAAAACGACCAGCGCCAAAACCCCCUGCUCGCUUAGAUAUUAACAACAAAGAAAAUCAGGAAAUUAAUAACAAUCAAUUGCAAAUGAAUUCUACAUCAACCAACAGUAAUCAAAGUAAAAAUUUUGAAUGCGAAUCAGGGAGAUCAAAGCUAAGUAAAGAAAUAAAGGUGCGCUCCGAAAAAAGCUUUUUAAAACAAAUAUUUGAUAAUAAGAAAAGGCAUUCAGCUAUAGAAACAUCUCAUAUAAAAUUACUUCCAAGCAUAAGUGAACUUGAUAAACAAGCCGCUGAAAUAAUAGAAACAAAUAAGAUGUUACACAAUUUAAAGAAUAACGCCAAUGAUGAUGAUAACAACACUGAAAUACAACAAAACUUUUUACCAGGUGGUAAUAUGUGGAUAUGUACUAAAUGCUUAAGAAAAUAUAACGUAACCAUUAAAUCGUGCGUAUAUUGUGUGCCUAAACACAAUAAAUUGAAUGAUCUUGUGCCAGCAGGUACGCAAACAGAUUUGAAACAACGUCAAGGGUUCAAUAUUUCUUUGAAUGAAAAUGAAGAGAAAAAGAAAUUGAGGGAAAUGCUUAAAGAAAUGAAAGAUUCUUUACCAAAGAAAUCUAAAGAGUGUAAAAUAAUAACAAAUCUUAAUAUAAUGGAAAGUAAUCAAUCUUCCGAAGCCCCUACUCUUCGUAUAGGUUCUUCAAUAGGAAAUAGUGUAAUGCGUCAAAACCAAAUUAAAAUUGAAGAACAGCCUUUAUUAAGGACAGCAGAUGUGAUUCGAUCCCAACGACAAAGCAUUAACGACAACCUGAUACCCAAAGAAACAGCGCUGGAGAUAAUUAACAAAACUGAAAGCAUAAAUAUUCAUCCGCGAACAAACGAUUAUAUGAAAAACGACAUACAAAAUAAGACUAAAAAUGAAAAUGGUCCAAAACCUAUAACCUCGUCCUCUAUAAAUGUUACAAAUGAAAUUGAAAAACGGGUCACUAAGAACGAAAUAGAUUUCCAUGUGAAUGUAGGUAGUAGACCCAUUUUAAACAAGGACAAACUUUUGGGACAACCAAAUAUUGAAAAUGUACAAACCAAGAACAUAGUUUUAAAUUCAAAUCUGAAUACAAAUCUCAGUAUACAUACUCCGUUGAAAAUAUCGUCAUUACUUAAUCCAAUUUAUCUUCCAAAAAACAAAACUCCACAAGAAAGCUCGACAAGUUCUGUUCAGAAUGAACAGAAUGUACCUAAACCAUCUGAUCCAAUUAAACAAUCAGAUCCAAAUUUAUUAAAGGCUACAGAGCCUAAUCAAUCAAUCACGACCGCGAGUACACCGCCAUCGACUAGUAGAUGCAGGUUAGAUCCUGAAAUAGUAUCGCAAAUUAUAAAAAAAUCAAUGGAAGAUAAGCAAAAAAGCAAACAAGAAAAAAUAUGCAAAAAAGAAAUCACUCCAAAGUUUGAUCAUACUGAAAAAAGGGACUUAAUCAAUCAACUGGAACUGUCAAUUGCCAAAGGGGAUGAAAAGGCAGCGGCUGAAGCCGCCGCGAAGCUAGCUAAACUACGACUUUCCUGUUCUGUUCUUUCCUAUUCAUCUCAAAUUGUUGCUGGUCCAUCUACAUCUAAUAUGUUAUUUACAAAUGAGACUGAAGAAAAUUUGGAGUUUAAGAAUCGGAAUGCGAAACAUAAUUUUCAAGAAAAUAGUAAAGUGUUUAUUGAUUCUGUUAGUAAAGAUUCCAUAAACCAUGAAAUAAAAUCAACUGAAAAUCGUGAUAGUUCAAAGAAAGAAGAAAGCUGUGUUCCUAAUCAUAAUAAUGGGAAUUUAACUAAUAAUAAAACACCAGUUAACGAUAGUGAGAAAGUUUUGAUCGAGAUAUGGAUAGAAGAUAAAGUAGCUGCUCGAGGACCAGUACAAUUAAAUAUUUUACGGAAUUCAACUGUAUCAGAUUUAAAACAAGAAGCUGAGAAAGCUUUUGGUUUGGCAGUUCGUCUACAACGUUGGAUCGUUGGAAAAACACUGUGCACCGACGAAACUGUAGCCAUUAUAUCAUUAGCCGGACCGCAGUUUACAGCUCCUUUUUACUUGUGUUUAGUGGAAGCAGAAGAAAUUAAAAAAGAACCUGAACAAGGACGAGACAAGCCAGAGCCAAAUAUUUUUGAGAAUAAAAAUACAUCGGGUGAAUUUUAUACAGAGUUGAUUAAAUUAGAGCAACAGGCACUCGUUUCUAAUACUGAAACUUUUGAAUGUGGAGUUUGCAUGGAAGAAUGUGCUAUUGGAAAUGGAGCGGUCCUUCGUGAAUGUAUUCACACAUUUUGCCGAGAAUGCCUAUCUGACUCGGUGCGCCAUUGUGAAGAACCAGUAGUUCCUUGUCCGGCUAUUGGUUGUCCCGGUAUUUUGCAAGAUCGUGAAAUCCGAGCGCUUUUAUCCGAAGAUGAUUAUGAAAAAUGGUUAGCUCGAGGUUUAGCAGCAGCUGAAAGUGGCACGCGUAAUACGUUUCACUGUCGAACAACAGAUUGUUCAGGAUGGGCAUUUUGUGAGCCAGGUGUGCGAAAAUUUCCCUGUCCUGUUUGCAAACACAAUAAUUGUGUUCAGUGUCAGGCAGUCCACGAAGGUGAAUCUUGUGAAGAGUAUCAAAGAAAGUUGCGCGAAACCGUCACCGCCGCUGAGAAUAGCAAUACCGACGAGGGCACGCAGACUCUUCUAAAUUCAUUAAUUUCUCGUGGCGAAGCUCUCGAAUGUCCAGAAUGCAGUGCUAUUAUCACUAAGAAAUGGGGAUGUGAUUGGGUUAAAUGUUCCGCUUGUAAAACGGAAAUAUGCUGGAUUACUAAGGGGCGACGCUGGGGACCUGCCGGUCGGGGCGAUACUAGCGGCGGCUGUCGUUGUGGUAUUGAUGGUAAACGAUGCCAUCCCUCAUGUGGUUACUGUCAUUCGCGCUUGAUGAUGGCUUGUGUGUCAUACAGCAGGAAACCACCAAACACAAUCAGACCGCCGUACAAGCUCAUAUCUCAGCUGUGGACGGUGCGCGCGCAUGUUGGAGAACUCGCCCGGCACUGUGCCGCUGUGCAGUGUGCACUAGUACACAUUACCGGCUCCGAGCGCGGUGGUGGGCGGCAGGAACAUGCCGGCGAGCGAGGCGGCGAACACCGCGCCGAGCCCCAUCGCGAGCGGCGCGCGCAUGUUCAGGAACUCGCCCGACGGCGCGCACACCGCGAUCGUGCUCAGCCCGCCUACUACUCCCGCUGUGUACCUGCAAUAUGCGUGGGUGAACUGAAGGUUCACCCUUGUAGCGACAUGCAACAUCCCUUGACGGGGAUCUCGAACCUUGGCAUGGGCUGUCGCUUGAGUAGAGGAGGCCGGAAGGGCCCUAGUCAGACGGACGUAGACUCUGAGGAAGAGUUAGACCCCGAAACACAUAAAAAAUCGCUUGAGAAACUCAAGAACAUAGAUCCCGACUUUUACAACUUUUUGGAAGAGAAUGAUGAAAACUUGCUGAACUUUGGUGUUGAUUCCGGUGAGGAAGGUUCAGAUAAGGAUGAAGAGGAUGAUGAUAAUGAUGAUGAGGAUAAAGUACAUUUACCAGGACCACUCACAGUGGACAGUGAUGAGAGUGAUUACGAGGAUGAGGGUGCAAAACCUGUUACUGGGAAAGUAACUUUAAAAAUGGUGGCACAUUGGCAAUCCAAACUGCAAGCUGAAGGGACUGUGAAGCGCAGUACAUUGACAACUGUCAUCAAAGUGUUUAACGCUGCAAUGGUGAGGGCUACUAGUGACGAUGGAGAUUCCACAGGGGAAUACAAAGUUGAAGGUUCUUCUGUAUUCAAUGCAGUAAUUCAAAUGUGUGUAUUAUAUUUACCUCCUGCACUUAAAAACCACUUGGGCAUGGAGAAGUCAGACAAAGACCCACAAAAGAGUAAACAUUUCACUAAACUAAAGGGUCACUUGGUGUCAUACCUCAGAGAUUUAUUAAAAUUACUUGGUGGUGUUACCUCAGAAAAUAUACUUACAGUACUUCUAAAACAUUUGCAUCAAAUGUCAAUUUAUGUUGCAUGUUUCACAAGAAUAUCAAAGUUGGCACUCAAAAAGCUUCUUUCCUUGUGGUCAACUGGAGAAGAAACUGUCAGAGUGCUGGCAUUUUUGAGCAUAUUGAGAAUCACCAGAAAUCAGCAAACAGAGUUACUCCAUUUAGUACUAAAAGCUAUGUAUAUGACAUAUGUAAAGAACUGUAAGUUUGUGAGUCCCUCUACAUGGCCAGGGAUAAAUUUCAUGAGGAGGUCUCUAGUGGAAAUGUUUGCUUUGGAUUUAAAUGUCUCUUAUCAACAUGUUUUCCUCUACAUCAGGCAGUUGGCUAUACAUCUCAGAAAUGCAAUUGUUGUACAGAAGGUUGAGAAUAGACAGGCUGUUUAUAACUGGCAAUUUGUCAACUCAUUGCAUCUAUGGGCAGAUUUAAUUUCUUCCACUUCAAACAAACCACAGUUACAAGCAUUACUCUAUCCUCUAGUAAUGGUCAUAACAAACACUAUUAAACUGGUGCCAACACAUCAAUACUAUCCUUUGAGAUUCCAUUGUGUUGAGAUUCUAAUAAAUUUGUCCAAAGAAACAAAUACAUUUAUUCCAGUGCUGCCCUACUUAGUUGAGGUUUUAACAUCAUAUGAUUUUAAUAAGAAACACAAGAAAGUGUCAAUGAAGCCACUGGAUUUCUCGUGUAUAUUGAGGUUGGCAAAAUCACAGUUAGCUGAGAAUGGUUUCAAGGACUCAGUUAUAGACAGGGUUUAUGCUCUUCUUUUAGAGUACACGGCUAGCCAAUCACAUAGCAUUGCAUUCCCGGACAUGUCAUUGCUUGCUGUACUACAAAUGAAACAAUUCCUAAAAACAUGUUCAGUAGCAAACUAUACAAAGAAAAUAAGGCAGUUGUUGGAGAAAAUUGAAGAGAACUCAAAGUUUAUUGAGAAAGAAAGAGCAAAAAUAAGUUUCUCUCUUCAUGAAGAUAAAAUGAUAGCAGCAUGGGAAGCUAGUAUCAAAGCAAAGGGUACACCUUUACUGGCAUUCUAUGAUAACUGGAGCAAAAUAAACAGAAUUCAAAAGCGUAAGAAGAUAACUAAGAAUGAUGAGUUAGCUGGUGAACUUCCUAUGAUAAAGAGACCUAAAAUAGCUGAAACAGAAGAUAAACAAGCUAAACCAGAAAAGAAAGGACCACUUGUAUUGUUCCCAUCUGAUAGUGAAGAUGAUGCGGACAAUUUUAAACUCGAAGAAGAUGAUGAAAAGCCAAAAACAAAGAAAUUAAAAAAGAAAGCCAAGAAAAAUAAAGUACAGAAAGUAACCAAGGAGAAGUCAGUGUCUGAAGAUAAUAUUCCAGAUAAAGAUGAUGUUGUACAAGAGUUUAGUGUGAAGGAUUGGUAAUAAAUAUUCUCCUUUUACA
This is a messenger RNA of Colias croceus (clouded yellow), 6192 nucleotides long. RefSeq lists its product as uncharacterized. The record is from RefSeq and is a predicted model, not a curated record. Gene Ontology annotation, cellular component: nucleolus; nucleoplasm; Noc1p-Noc2p complex. Gene Ontology annotation, molecular function: histone binding; transcription corepressor activity. Bases 297 to 6173 code for a protein of 1958 amino acids. The transcript has 13 exons. Lineage: Eukaryota; Metazoa; Arthropoda; Insecta; Lepidoptera; Pieridae. Gene Ontology annotation, biological process: negative regulation of transcription by RNA polymerase II; ribosomal large subunit biogenesis.